This is a messenger RNA of Pogoniulus pusillus (Red-fronted tinkerbird), 2096 nucleotides long. Its product is annotated as inhibin beta C chain-like. The transcript has 4 exons. The record is from RefSeq and is a predicted model, not a curated record. Gene Ontology annotation, cellular component: extracellular region. Lineage: Eukaryota; Metazoa; Chordata; Aves; Piciformes; Lybiidae. Gene Ontology annotation, molecular function: hormone activity; cytokine activity; growth factor activity. The coding region runs from base 1 to 1635 and encodes 544 amino acids.
AUGGCGGAGACCUCGCCGGCCCCCGGCCCCGAGGGGCGGUCAAACUCGGCCCCCGGGGGCUCCCUGCCCACCCGGGAGCCCCACGCACACUCCAAAGCCAGGGAAAGAGCGGGGACGCGAGGAGGACACCGCACGCCGGUGCCCCGGGUGCCGCCUGUCGCCUCUCGGCUCGGGGGCACCGCCGACUGCCCUGACGGCGCCGAACCCCAGGCCCAGCCCUCCCCGCUCGGCUCCCCCGCGCUCUCAAGCACUUACCGGGCCGGGCCGGGUCGGGCCCUGCGCCGCGGCGCCGCCGCCGCCGCCACCACCCCGGGCCGGGCUUGGGCCAGCGCGGGCCACCCGGGCGGGGCGGCGGAGACGGCGGGAGGGCUCAUCGGGCAGUCGGAGGAACUCUGUCCGUACCCUUCCUCAAGCUGUCACCUCCUGGCGCCAGAGAUGAGCGCCAAGGUGGCUUUCCUGCUCCUGAGCCUUUUGAGGAUGACAGCUCCCAAGGGAAUGCGGUGCCCAGCCUGUGGGCUGGCAGCGCUGGCACCCAGCACGCAGCAGGACGUGCUGAAGGCGCUGGCCAAGCAGAGCAUCCUCUCCAAGCUCCGCUUGCCCGACAGGCCAAACAUCACCCAGCCUGUGCCCAGGGGAGCUCUGCUGACCGCUCUGCACAGGCUGCGUGCGCAGCACACGGACGCGGCCGAGCCCUCGGGGAUACCCCGGGAUGGCAACACCCCACGCCUGCGUCCUGGGGUGAGCCUACAGGAAUACGAGAUCCUGAGCUUUGCUGAGUCAGGUAGGUACAGACCCCCACGCCCCGCGGGCAUGGAGCCCCCGGCUGAGGGACCCCUCACACACACCUCCUCCUCGCUUCACCUCCUGACUCUGCUUUCGGUUCUGUGCUCAGGGUCCUCCACCUCCCGCAGUGUCCUCCUUCAUUUCCUCUUCACCCGGGACCUGUCCGGGAGCAUCGAGAUCCUCCAGGCCACCCUCUACCUCUUCUGGACAGUCCCCGGUCUUGGGACUCAUCCUGUCACCGUCAGGCUCCUGCAGCCAGACCCGACGGGGCUGCACACGACGGUGACCAGCGAGACUCGGCUGCAGGUGCCGAGGAGCGGCUGGACCACGCUGGACGUGGGUGCUGCUGUCCAGCAGCUCUUCGGCCAAGGCAGCCAGAGGCUCACCGUGGAGCUGGAGGUGCCGGAGGCCCGGGGAUCUCCCCUCCUGGCUGACCACAGUGACUCUCGCUGGCCCUUUGUGGCAGCCCGGGCGCGGGCAAGGGCACAGCACCACGUCCAGCGGCGCGGCAUCGACUGCAGCGGGGACUCCCGCAUGUGCUGCCGCAGGGAAUUCUUCGUGGACUUCAAGGAGAUCGGCUGGGAGGAUUGGAUCAUCCAUCCCGAGGGCUACCACAUGAACUACUGCGCGGGGCUCUGCCCCCGGCACAUGGCUGCCGCCCCCGGUCUCGCCGCCUCCUUCCACACCGCCGUCCUCAACCUCAUCAAAGCCACCAACGCGGAGGCGGCUGCGGACUCCUGCUGCGUGCCCACCCAGCGCCGUCCGCUCUCGCUGCUCUACUAUGACCGGGACAGCAACAUCGUCAAGACUGACAUCCCCGACAUGAUCGUGGAUGCCUGCGGCUGUACCUGAGCCGCCCAGAGGAGGGGGGAGGGCAGGGCCUGUGCUGCGUGGGGUUCCCCUCCUCCUGGCCUCUCUGCUGGGAGACGGGAACCUGCCGAGGUGUUUCUCCUCCUGAGGCUGAAGCAUCGAGGGUGAUGCUGAUCUGAGAGUCCUCUCCUUCCUCACCUCCCACAUGGCUCUUCUGCCCCUUCAGAUCUGCCCUCUCUGCCUCUGAGGUCAGCUCCUGAUGGACACCAGACCCUUCUUCCAUCUGUAAGGACCUCUGCUGAGCACAGCUCCCUGGGGGGCUUGGGGUAGCCCCAGCUCACCCUGCUGCUGGUCCCAGCCCAAGGCCAUGGUGCAGCCCUCAACACAAACACGCUCAGCAGGUGCCAGCAGCAGCUGUCUGGAGCUGCUGGGGGAGACAGAAGCUGGGAAGAUGCUGGGAGAUGGCUGGGCCUGAGGGGAGGGGACCAUCCAUGGGACCCUGA